AUGAAAUUUCUGGAUAAUGUGGAACUAGAGUCACUCGUCUUAAAAUUAUCCAAGGCCAGUCGACGAUAUGCACUAGAAGUUUGCUUGGAGAGUUAUUCUUGCAAAAUGGUCACUGAGGAGAAGCGAAAUUUUAAGCAGUUGAGAGCCAGGCUUGAAGAAGAGGGGUUGCAAGAAUCUUGCCUAAAUCUAAGUCCCUCUUUAACGUUUAAGGGAAUGGAAUCUCUGUCAGGAGAAAGACCUGAUUAUGACAAAUAUGUUAUGAGUGAUUACCAAGCUGAGCUUGACACUAAUCCCCAAUCUCAAUCCCGAUCUCGCAACCCAUCAAUUUCCUCUGCGGGACAUUCAGAAUCUGCUGCGAAAUCUGGUCCUACGAUCACCGCUAAAGAGCUCUUCUGUCUCCAAGUAACCCUUGAACAAGCUUUCAAUUCUUACUUUUUGGACACAUCUAGCGAAGAUUUCGCUCUGGAGCCUGAAUUAAUGAUUGUGAAGAGAUAUAUUGCUCAAUUUUGUUCAGUUUAUGUGGACAAGUAUGAGCAGUAUUCUUCGGAUUUGUGGACCCAUAUUGACCAGGAGAUUCAUCCAAAUAGAUGUAUAAUUUAUAGCUACAAACCGGAUCGCUCACGUGAACCCUACGACACUAGGUACAUGUCCCAGUUCAAUUAUUUUUUCUUUAAUCGCUCGCUCAAGCGUGUUCUCUUCUUCUCGAUGAUCGUGAGAGAUUCCCCUCCGGAAGACGCUUACGAUGAAGAAGAAAUGGAAGAUAUUUUUUAA
This is a messenger RNA of Rodentolepis nana, 771 nucleotides long. The record is from the annotation of a GenBank genome assembly. NCBI's taxonomy places the organism in Eukaryota, Metazoa, Platyhelminthes, Cestoda, Cyclophyllidea, Hymenolepididae.